Molecule: messenger RNA, 441 nt
Organism: Penicillium diatomitis
Lineage: Eukaryota; Fungi; Ascomycota; Eurotiomycetes; Eurotiales; Aspergillaceae
Exons: 1
Coding region: 1-441 (146 amino acids)
Source: RefSeq, a predicted model, not a curated record
AUGGCUGUCAUAUGGAUGAUCCUAGACGGUAGAGGCACCAAAUGGGGGGUCUCCAUACUCCUCAUUGCAUGGGGGAUCUCUCCCUUGCCCCAGAACGCCACGCAGGGUACGGGGGAACACCACCAAACAGGCAACCAUGCCGAGCCACAAGCCCUACUGCGCCUUUCAAUUCACUCCAUGGUCAACAAGGACUCGAAGCUGGUCCGGUUCCGGGGAUCUGGCGACGAUCCCAUCUGGAUCGCCAACGUGGCAAGUGGGACCAAGGGCAAGCGGCUACAGAGGAAAAAAUCGCCUCCACGUUGCGAGAAGACAUCUGGAAUGAUGGUCAACCCGUGGAAAGAUGUGUUUCGGGCAGAAUUCUGGAAAAGUGUGAAGAAGGCAUGGAAGGACAUGGUCGCUGAGGCGAGCGGUGUCCAUGGUACCACCAUCACGUCACCCUGA